Dimorphilus gyrociliatus is the source of this 6069-nucleotide messenger RNA. The record is from the annotation of a GenBank genome assembly. Lineage: Eukaryota; Metazoa; Annelida; Polychaeta; Dinophilidae.
AUUUUUCACCUAGCGUUUUGAUCGUGUUCAGAUUUCGACAGGAAUCGAAUAUUUUUGCUUUGGUAAUAUUUUGUUCAAAGAGAGGAGAGGAACAUGCCCACUCUCUUCCCUAUAGAUAGGGAUCAAAUUCAAGAGGAGACGGAUAGAGAAGAAUGCUUAGCUUACGGAGAUCAGAUGUGCAUGUUUCACGAAUUAACUAAAGGCUACAUCUAUUCGGAUAGAACAAGGCUUUUCAAACAUAUUCCCUUUGUUAAAAUAAUCAUUGAAAUCAUUAAACGAUGCCCUUUUCUCAAAAAAACAAAACAUUCAACUAUAACAUUCGAAAUAUGCGUUCAAAAUCGGUAUAAAUUGAAUAAGAAGUAUAUGAAAUUGAAGAAAGAAUUCGAAGCCGGUAGAGAAUUUUUGAAUAAGGAUGAAAUUGAAAAACUGGAAAAGUCUCUUCGAGAUGUUUACGUCACAGUUGAAGCGGAGAAGAAGGAUAAUAUCAAAGAUCAAGAAAGAUUACGCGGUAAGGCGUUAAGAUACGGUGAAAUAAUACAGCUCCGUCACAUUUUUACGAACAAGUUCAUCCACGUUAGCGCGUCCGAUACAAGUCACAUUAUGAAAAACAAGUCUAUAGUUAAACUCGAAGAUUAUAGCGACAAAGGAAGUUGGUUUCGUAUUUUGCCUAGAGGAAAGAUUAAAGUUAGCGGAGAAAAAAUUGAAUACUCAGACGAGGUUGUUUUUGAAAGCGGUGGAACUGUUCUAAGACUUUUUCACAAAGAACUAGAAAGUUAUCUAUGUGCUGUAGGAGUAUUUGGUCAGGAUAUAGAAGAAGAUGUUCAUUUCCGAGUCAGAGUAAUCGAUCAAUCGGAUACUCGUACUCUUCAGCCUUCAACGUCUUCUAACAUAUAUUGGCAAAUUGAGAAAGUUGAUGAUGUUACUUCAGGAGAAGCUGUUUUAUGGAAGGAACAAAUACGAUUACGUCAUUUGACGACGAGAAAGUUUUUAUCGUUAAACGCAGAGAACAAAUUUGUUCUAGUAGAUAACAUUGAUGACCCAAGAACUUUGUUAACAUUUUAUCCCCUUGCCGGAGCUUUUAGAGAUGAAAAAAUCGAUAUUAAUUCAAAUAUUAGAAUAUUUCAUGUUAUAUCGAAAUCUUGGGUACACGGAUCGGGAAAUAACUACUACACGCAAAAGAACAAGAGUACUCUCUACAACGAUACUUCGGAAUUGCUGGAGGUAACCAUUUCGCCUAUAUCAGAAUUUCCAGACGUUUUGGCAAUACAGCAGGUAGCUUACGAAGAUUUUUGGGCUUUUAACUACGUGGCUGGAAUGGUACCAUAUCUGAGAAGUUUAGUUGAGGAGAGGGCAAAUGGAGCAGUUUGGAAGACAAGGGAUGAUAAUGAAAUUUGUAAAAUUUUUAAAGAGUUUCGGGAAUUUCUCCAAAUCGAUGGACAAAUAUUGAAACAGAGGCAAAAAUUACUGCGGAACUUGCACAUUCUGGAGAUUUCUAUCAAGUUAUUAUCAUUUCCUAUUAGUAAUGAAUUAGACGAAAAAUACUUGAAUUCGAUAUUUUGCACCCUCUGCCAACUGUUCGUUUCGUAUUCUGAGGGAAAGAGUAGGAAGAAUGCUAGACACAUAUCAAAGUAUCUGGAAUUUUUCAGAAAGAAUAUCGAAGGGAAGAAUUAUAAAAUGCUUGAAUUCUUGGGAUGUUUAUGCGUUUGCGAAAAUACAGCAAUGACUGAAAAUCAGAAUUUCAUAUGCAAAAGUCUAUUUGUCGAUAUGACAGAUAUAAUGUUCAAGCUAAGAAAAGGCAGUAGCGUUGAUAGUGAUUCAUCAAACAUUCUAUACAUAUCGACUGAUGCUCAAAAAACAUGGCAACCUCUACACAGAUUUGUAUCUUCUGGAGGAAAACAGAACCCAUUGCAGUAUUUAUAUUACGAAAAACAACUGGAAUUGUACGGAAAAAUGUGUUUUGGACAAAAUGAAUAUGCCCUAAAUAUUAUCACCACUUCUGCCGAGUUGUUUAGCUGGGAAACGGCUCUAGCUGGACUGAUAUCAGAACAGAUAGCCUAUUCGUUUCGGUCAAAAUUUUGCGAUAUCAUUACAAGCCUAUUUAUCGAUAUCGUAAGUGAUUCUGAUGUAAUUCGUACGGCUUCUUUGAAUUUCUUGUACGAAGAAGUAACAACUGAUUUAAAGAAGUCUAAUACCUCAAGGGUUGCUAGAGAUAUAAAUGCUCAUUUCCCCCAUCUAAGAUGUUGGAUUUUCGAAUUUCUAUCCGAUCAUAAAGUGUUAAUUGCUAAUAAUAUUGGUAGAAAUCAAUUUAUUGGCCGUGUUUUAAAUAUGAUAAAACAUUUAAUAAAAUUCGGAUAUAUCGGUUCAGCGUAUGAUAUUGACGCUCUUCUACCAUUGGUUCUAAGUAUCCUAUCCGGUUUUAACGAUCUACCAUCUUCUCCCGAUGAAGGAUCGACUUAUUCGAUCAAAGCGAGACAUGACGUGAAUAAUUAUAAACUAUACAGAAGAUACGAGAAGAGCGAAAAAACCGAUCAACUUUUAUUAGCAAAGAAAGAAGCUCUUGAAUUGAUUGAAUUAUUGAUGAUUAAUCAAUUUAAUCGUAAAGUUAAGCAAAUUCUAUCAAUAUUUAAAGAAAUCGACCAAAAAGAACUACUACCGGUAAAGCAACAUCAUCCGCUAGGAACAUUCCUAGAGAAAGUACACAGCCCGUCUUAUUUAUGGAACAAUGUUAAAUAUCGAAGAGUUCUUAAGAAACUAUUGAAGGAUAUAUCGAGAAGUAGCGAUUCGCUAUUUUCCGUAUUGCCUCAAAUUUUAAUGGAUUUAACGAGGUAUAGUUCGGAGGAAAUACUAUUCAAAGUUAUUGAGAUUUUAGAUAUAAUAUCCUCCGAUAAUAAUAGACUAUUCGAAGUUGUUGAAAAGUGUCAGAUACUUUGUUCAACAAGUUCCAUAAGAGUUCAUAGGCAAGUUUUAUCUUCUAUGCCAAAGUUAUUGCAGUGCGUAACUCGGAAGAUAACUCAAGAUAAUUGCCAAAAUAUUCUGACGAUUUUAGAACAAUAUACAGAAUUAUGUUAUGCCGCCUACGACGAGAAUGUAACUUUUACAGUGGGACAAAACAUCAUGAUAAAUAACGAAGUAUUAGCAUUCAUUUACAACAUGAUUUCUAAGAGUAAAACGUUGAACAUAUCAAUAGACGACGAUGACGCAGCUGAAAUUAGAGUUCUUAAGGCUUCUUUGAAACUUCUUAAAUAUCUUACAAGGAAAAAUGCCCACGUUCAAAAAUAUGUAUUUGACAGAUUCGACGAUUUUAUGUCUAUAAAACAUUGCGGUUCCAGUUUGGCUAUAGCUAUGAUGGAGGUUUUUAGAGGACACGUUAUGAAUUGCUUCAAUAUUAAAAAGAAUCACGUGCGAAGAAUUAUAAGAUUAGUUGGUGUUCACCAGCAAAGAGCGCCCGAACUAUUACAUCUUUUAUCGGGGAUUGUUAGAGAAAGGCAAACUGGAGUAUUGAUAAAAAAAAAUCAAUUAUUAGUUGUUCAAGAAAUUAUGACAAACUAUCCAAAAAUUGCUUAUUGUUUGUCAUACACAAUCAGGAGAAGAAUGAAUAUCCUAAUUGGACACGAAGGAAAAGAACAUGAGAGUUAUCUUGUAGAGCUUGUACGUUUAUUGGCAAUAUGCGCGGAAGGAGAAAAUCGAUAUAUUGAAAAUUUUUGUCAAACUUUAUUUUCAACAUCUGAGUUAUUAACAAUUCUUAAUAAUAGAUAUAUAAAUAUGAGAAAUAAGGGCAUCUUUGCCAAAUAUCUUACGUGGGCAUACUUAAAAACUGCUAGAUCUGAAAUUGAAAGUGGCGUUGACCAAUUCACGAGCGACUUUAAAUUUUGGCAGCAUUUAAAAGCUUUACGAACUCUAUUAAAUCGACUUCAGUUGAAAGUUAAUGUUAAUUCAACAAUAGAUGAAAAUGGUGAAAAUAGAGUAGCAUCAGACGAAAGAAUCGAUGAAUUGUGUACUUAUUUUCUAGAUGGAGGAUUGGAGAUGUUGAAUGUAUAUCUUUCAAAAUAUUACAAAUCGGAAGAGCAGUCUCACGAACAAGAAUUUAUUAUUAGAAAGCUAAUUAACCUUCUCAAAAUAUUCUUCCCGAGUAUUAUUCAGAAUAUGACAACUUUAAACCACUGCCAUAUUGUUUAUACAAGCUUUCAGAUGUUCCUUUUAAAAACUAAAGAAUCUCAGUCGGAAAUUUCUGAAUUCUUCAGCCAAAACAAUUUCUCAUCAUUUGUCGAAACGAUCGAACAGAGAAGCGAUCACGUUGAAGAAAUUUACGAUAGCCAAGAAAAAGUCUUGAAAGGAUGUUUAAAGAAUUUCGUAAGUAAUUGCAAAAUCAUUAUCCAAGGAAAAGAUACGCUAUCUUACGUUUUGAAUAUAAAAAGCGAACAGAGAUAUAAUCAUGAGGAUAAAAUAAUGUUUAUACCAGUUAACGAAGAAUUUCAACAAUUAGUUAACAUUUUCGACGAUGACUUUCUAUGUUCAAAACUGAUUGAUUUCUUAAAAAUUUCAACUAAAAAGAACAGAAAUGUGGCAACUGAUGCUCAAGAAAAGUUAGAGAUGAAAUGUAUGGAUAUACUUAGCGCCUUAUUGUAUAAUAGAAUCCUUGCUGUUGAAAAAAGUUCUCCUUCUCAAGAAGAAAGAAAACUCUGCUAUCUUCGACAGAGGCAAUGUCAGUUUGUUGAAUAUGGUAUUAUUCCCUGUUUAAUGGACAUUCUAGUAAGGGAUAGCGAUCCAAUUCGCAAGAAAGUUAUGGUUCUCUUUGAUCGUUUACUAUAUAACGCUUUGAAUCAUAUUCAAGUAAAAAUAAUGGAAUAUUGUAAGAGUACAAAGGAGGAAAUAUUCUUUUUGGUCCUUGAAACGUUUCUCAAACGUGGAGCUAUUGAGAGUAAAGAAAGGAGAUCUCUUCGAGUUCAAAUUCAGCAGAAAUCAACAACUAAAUACUAUAAUAAAGACAAAAAUUCUCCUGAAAAUAAAAGCCUUGCCGGCUAUACUACAGAUGACAACAGCAGCAUUAAGACUGCUACUUCAAAUAAUGAAAGAAAAGCUAAAGGUGGCAACUGGGUAGCUCUAGCCCGACAGCGAAAAAGUUUGGCUUUUAUUACGAUGGCCAGAACUGUUCUGGCUAAUAGAAUGCUCCCUUUGCAAAGAAACAAUAAUAGAUUCUCCGACUCCCUUCAGUCUGUCGAGCUAAAGGAGUUGAAAACGCAAAAAGAUCCAACAUUUAUUGAACAGCAGCUAAAAGAGUUUGUUCCCGACGGAAGUACAGAAUUAAUAAUAAGAGUUCUUGGAGGAUUAUGUUCCGGACAAUAUCUUUCAUUACAACUUUAUUUAAGAUGCCAAGAUGAUAAUUUAAGAAAAGUUAUUCUCAACAAUAAAGUCAUAGAUUUUAUAAAUUUUCUGCUAAGAAUGAAAGAAUACAAGCAAUGUACGCCAAGACAAGUUUUAAAACUUUGGUUGAAUAUAAGUAAUCUCUUAAGGGCUCUUGUUGAAGAGAAUUCCUCUGAAGCAAUUGCACUUGCCAAAGAUGUUGCGGCGACCCUUGACUUUUCUAUGUUGAAAAAAGUCAUUCAACAAUGCUACGAAAUUAAGGAAGCCAGUAAACCAAACUACCUUUCACUAAUUGGAGAGGAAGAAAAUCAAGAAGCUACAUCGAAACGACAAUCUGACCUGGAUGGGUUAUCAGCCGAUUGUGGAUUUUCCUUUUAUUUACUGUCAGCUCGUCUCUUAGAUAUUGAUAAGAAGUUGAAAGAUCGGUAUUACACAACAGCCAGGGAUAAAGCCAUAUGGGAUUACUACAAGAAGAAUUGUGGUUCAAUUGAAAUAGUAAAGGACGAUUGUUUACAAAAGGUUCAUUUUAGAAUAAAAACAGCAGGAGCAGUUAGGGAAGAAGUAAAAGAAGUUAUUAAAUGGAAUACGGAUAGAUCUUCGGCAACUAGUAAAUUAAGAGAUUUGAUAAAAUGGGGAAAAGAUACUUUAAACGUUGUACCUCAUCAAAAGAGACUUUUGGACAAAAAACUAUUUAGGCAAGUCAAAUGA